AUGUCUGAUGUUCUGCUGCUGGAGAGGGAGAGAGACAAGGAUAGCCCACCGCGCUUGUCCCCCAGUCUGCAGCAGGACGACGACUGGGAAGCUGGUCUCGUCAAUGAGGUGCCACAGCAGAGGCUUCUUUCUGCCGAGGCCCAGACUGUCUCAAACAUUCUGGAGAACUGCAUCAGUCAAAUAGAGAUCGUAUCAUCCCUUUCUGGCUUCUCCCAAUUAGCUUGUCCAUGUGGUGAUGUAGAAGAGGAGUUUACCAGACUUCUCGCUGCGCAUCAAAUGUUAAGCGAAAGGCUGGAAUCUUCCAAUGACUUCCAGGAGAUCAUAGGUGGACCGGCGGGAGAAGAAAGUGCCAGAAGGAAAAGGAAGGCUCAGCUAGAGAGGGAAUUCAAGUACUCUGUCAGGGACUUGCUCCGGUUUUUCCGCAGCCACCCUGACACCCUUUUGGGUUUGAGACCAGAGGUUAGCAUUGACGUCGGGGAGAUGGAGUCCACACUCGUAGUGGGACUGAAGAAAUUUCAUGUGCAUAUGAUGGAAAGGUUGCAGACCACCCCAGAAGAGGAAAUUAUGUUAGCCCUUGAGACCGUGUCACCUGACACGGAACUUAUAGUCAAACUAGAAGAAACGGCAGCAGCUAUCAUACAAAAAGAUGUGGAGAUUUCCGAGAAGACAGAUGACAUCCAAACUUUGGAGCGUCUUCUUAAGGAGAACCAGAUAGAACCAGUUGACUGGCAGCUUCUCGCUGAUGAACAAUGCCAGUCCAUCAUCAAGGCGUCGCAAGAGAAGCAAACCAGCAUCCAGCAGGAAAUAGACCGACUCAACAUCCGAAUCCACACUUCGACACUUAAAUUCAGAGAGGGGGAGAAAACACUCCAAGAGAUAAAUGAAAAUGUGGAAAUGGAAAUUGAGUACUUGCUCCAAAAGUUUGACGAUGAAAUAGAAGAACACCAGACUGAACUGGAGUUAUGUCAGAUCGAUGUCGAGAGGGAAGAGGGGGAACGUAAAAGGUUGGAGGAGCCUUACGCAGACCUGGAGAAGGAAUAUGACCACAUCAUGGAGAGGCGGCGGAUUGCAGAUGAGAAAAGAGUUUCUGAGUGCAAGCUCAAGGUUGCUCUCUAUUGUCAAUCAUGGUGGAGGGGCUACUGUACUCGUAAGAUGUUACUCGCUAACCCCAUCAUACCUAGUAGUAAGGGCAAAAAGAAAGCCAAGGGCAAGGGCAAAGGUAAAGGCAAAGGCAAGAAGAAGAAAUAG
Messenger RNA from Nerophis lumbriciformis (worm pipefish), 1248 nucleotides. The record is from RefSeq and is a predicted model, not a curated record. Lineage: Eukaryota; Metazoa; Chordata; Actinopteri; Syngnathiformes; Syngnathidae.